AUGAUUCAUCGUAGCAGAUUACCAAAAUUUCCUGAUGACCUAGAAGUACUACCACAAGAAAAAAAUAAUAAUGACUUUCAAUCACGAAGACUACCGUUAACUACUAUUAUUACUAGUGCCGGGGGAAUACGACGACGUGUAAGCCAACAUGGUGCUAUACAGAAGCGAGCGCCGUUACCUAUUGUCCAACAAUUACAUUACAAGAAAAUAGCAGAGCAAGUUGCGGAACUUCCCAAGAAAUUCUCAGAAACUAUCCAAGUUAAAAAACAAUCAGCACUAAAACAUAUGGCGAAAAAUGCGAUUACAGAAUGGGAGAAUAUGGGAAUGCCAUACGAGGAAAAUUUGCGUUCGAAAAUUUUUGGUGAUGUCGAACGAGAAUUAGCUUUUGGAUUUGACAGAUUAUCAAUAACAAAUGAUAAAGAGCAUGCCGAACCAAAGGCAUCAUCAUGGAAAACACAAAAACCGAAGACCUUAACAUCUUCAAUGAAUGGUUCCAAUAAGCGCAAACGUGUCACCUUUAAUUUUGAUUCUAUUCCGCCGCCCAUUCCAGCAGAAACGGUGAAGAAAACCUCAAGUGAAAAAAGUUCCUCAUCUUUGGCUUCGUAUAACCCGUCAAUAUCACCAUCAUUGCCAAAGAAAAAAAAUGGAAAAUUAUCAUAUUCUUCACCUAAAUUUGAGCUUCGUCCAAAGUUUAAAGUCAACACAAAAAUUCCUUCGAACCACACUGCUACUCCUUUCCUUCCUCGUACCUCAUUUCCACAAGAGAAUCAACAACUAUCAUCCUCCUCUUUAUCAUAUCCUCCUUCAGUUCAAUUCACUCCUAGUAAGGGUCAACAACCACCAUCGACGCCAACUCCUGAUUUCAUAAAAAGAAAUGAGAAUAUUUUCUUUUAUUACACUUCUUCGCAAGAAUCAAGUCCAUCAAAAACUCCAUAUACGCCUACACCUAAAGAGCAACAACAACGACGACAUCUUCGUCUCUCUCCUUUACGGUCUCGCUUUGGGUUUAAUCUUGGUAAUUUGAUAACUUCGUUACCCUGUAAAAAGAAUUCUUCAAUUCCCUAUCCUCCCUCUGGACCGUCGUCACCUUUUGAAAGUUUAACUGAAAGCAAAGAAAAUCAAGUAUUAAAUAAUGAACUAAUAGAAGUAAAUAACAAGCUUCCCGAACAAUCAGAAGAAUUGAUACCUAUACCACAAGAAGAUCAAAAUGCAUCCGAUAUCUCAAGCACACGUGAUUCAGCAUCUGAAGAAUCAGAAGAUGAAUUAUUACUUGACGUGGAAUAUAAAUCGAGGUUCUUUGGCGACCUUACCGAAGACCAAGAAUCAAGGAUUAACGAAAUAAUUGACGAAUCAAGAAAAGAAAAGAAGGUUGUUUCGCAAAUGGGUCCGACAAUCAUCGAGGAGAAAGAUUUAGAUACUUUACAGCCAAAACGAUAUAUUAAUGGAGAAAUUAUCAGCAUGUAUGCGAGACUUUUAAAUGCUCGUGUGCUAGAACGACGUUCUGCCGGGGAUGUAAAUCAACAAGAUGUGUUUAUGACUAAUACGUAUUUUUAUACACUGGUUGAGAAAGCGAAGAAGAGCGGAAACUUCAAAAAACUGGAAAAAUUUCUCAGUAACAACAAUGUACCAGAUCUAUUCGAAAAAGACAAACUCUUAGUCCCUGUGCAUCUCGGUAAUCAUUGGGUAUGUGCUGUGAUCAAUUUAAAUGAAAAAACAAUUAGUGUGUACGACUCCGGUGCACGAUUUGGAAGCGGUGGAACUCAAUCCAUUGGACCGAAUCUCUUGGAGUUCAUACAAGGAUAUCGAGUCAUAAAAAAACAACAGUCAGACCGGGACGAAUGGAAAGUUAACUUGUUCCCUAGUGAAAUACCGCAACAGCCGAACGGUUACGACUGUGGCGUGUAUACAAUGUUGUUUGCUGAUUAUAUAAGCGAGCAGCGAGAAUUUGACUUCGACAAUUUGGAUAUGUCGAUUUAUCGAAAUCGUAUAAAAUAUGAAGUGGAACAAAAUCUACCCGAAACACUUCAAAACUUCCUCAAAUAUGAGCACAGGCCUGGUCAGGCACGAAGAUUUCUCGCUCGCGUGGGAAAGAAUUUCAGGUGGCCCUUGUCCAUGCCAGAAUUUUUCAAAGGAGAUACCUUCGAACAAAUUGCUGAUGCAGAGUUAGAAUUCGAUGAUGAGAUUGGGUUUAACCUUAUAUAUUUUUACAACGCGCUUGACGUUGGUAAAUUUCCUGAUUCAGCGUUACAGUUUGUGUUAAAAGAUCCAAAGAAACCAGUAUCUUCAUUCUAUUAUAUGAUUUUUAUGAUAAUAUGGAUUACAACAAAAAGGUGCCUGGGCGGAGAGGUUGGAUGGAAUACAUCAUUAUUACUAAUGGCUAGAGGUUAUGAUGCACCUGCUAGACAAAUUCGUGCAUCAGCGAUGUUUGAGUUGUCUAUUGGUGGUAAAGCAAUUGGAAUAAAUGGGUUCAAGUCCAAAUUCUACUCUAGAAAAGUAAUCCCUUAUUGGCAAUGA
Ambispora leptoticha is the source of this 2514-nucleotide messenger RNA. Lineage: Eukaryota; Fungi; Glomeromycota; Glomeromycetes; Archaeosporales; Ambisporaceae. The record is from the annotation of a GenBank genome assembly.